UGUAAUAACAAUUCAUAACUGUUUGUUUUGACACAAAUAGGAUGCGAAUCUGUUGACUAUAGUGGUAAGAGAAUAAUUUUUCAUGGAAAGGAAAGCAUUAGAAAGUGAGGCAAGUCAUGAAAACUCCAACUAUACUCAGGCUGAUCAUGAAAUUCCAGUAAUAUACUACCUUUCUACAAAUGGACAGCUUGAGCAUCCUCAUCUCAUGUAUGUUUCAAUCUCUUCUUCACACAGAACACCGCGACUUAAAGAUGUGAUAAAUAGGUUGAGUUCUCUCCGAGGACAAGGAAUUGCCAACAUGUAUUCUUGGUCUAUCAAAAGGAGUUACGGAAACGAGUAUGUGUGGCAAGAUUUAUCCGAGAACGAUUUUAUUUACCCGAGUAGCAGCCAUGAAUAUGUCCUCAAAGGAACACAACUCAUAGAACCUUCAAGGUAUACAUCCAAUGAAACAAUAUUAUCAAUGCCAAGCUCCAAAAGUUCCAAUGAAAGAAACAGUUAUAGCACGGAUGCUGCAGACUCCCCUUCUUCCACCAUGAAGGACUCGCAACGCGAUUGUAAGCUUUACAAGGCAAAAGUAUGCAGGGAUUUUGCUGAGAAAUCUUCUAAUGCUUCGACACAGACGAAGGAGAUGACAAGUAGGAAUAGGAUGGAAAUGGAUCAGCAAGGUGAAAGGCGUUGUCAUGGAAAUGCUGCUGCAAGGAAAUUUGAUGAGAAUAGAGGGUCUUUGUCAUUAUCCAGCUCCAAUUUUGAAUCAUUGGAAGGGUACUCUUUGGAAUCAGAAGAUAUCAGAAACCAAAAGAUAGAGAAUGAACGUCCAAGUGGGAGGAUGAGAGCAACACAAGUUCUCAUGCAGUUGGUCAGUUGUAAAAGUAUUAGAGAGGAACUCUAAGUCGCUCAAAUUUGACUCACUUUGCAGUUUUUAUGAGUUAUUGUUAAUAUAUUUAUUAAUUAUGAUCAUUGGAUGUAUUUGCAUUGAGUUUUGUUCUAUAUGGAUGGUGA
Molecule: messenger RNA, 999 nt
Organism: Lathyrus oleraceus (garden pea)
Lineage: Eukaryota; Viridiplantae; Streptophyta; Magnoliopsida; Fabales; Fabaceae
Product: protein SOSEKI 5
Exons: 3
Coding region: 83-889 (268 amino acids)
Source: RefSeq, a predicted model, not a curated record